Molecule: messenger RNA, 656 nt
Organism: Scylla paramamosain (green mud crab)
Lineage: Eukaryota; Metazoa; Arthropoda; Malacostraca; Decapoda; Portunidae
Exons: 2
Coding region: 1-534 (177 amino acids)
Source: RefSeq, a predicted model, not a curated record
AUGGGGUGGCGCAGUCCACGCUACCAACACCAGCACCACCACCACUACACUCCCCCGCCCCAUGACCGCUGGAGCCCCCAGCGCUCCCCAUGCUGUGCUACCCAUUCCCCGGGGCGCCGCUCACCACCCCCAGGCCACCGUGCCUCCCCGGGGCGGGGCCGCUCACCCCUGAGCCGCUCCCCACGCCACUCCCCGCGCCGGUGCCCGGGGCUGAGGUCCCCCCGCCGCUCCCCUUCCCCACGGGGUGAGGUGUACCCCUACGAGCGGCGGGGCUGGGGCGGGGCAACCUGGGAGUGGAAGGCGUCCCAACACCACAGCCCCAAGGCAGAGCAGGGGGAGGCGCGGUACAGGAGGGGCAGCGCAGGGGACAGUGCCCCCCUCAAGACAGACGCUGACUCCACCAUCAGCGACUCAGAGCUGCCCUCCGCUGCGCCCCCUGCUCCCCCUAAAGCAGCAGCAGCAGCAGCAACAGCCACAGCAGGUGUACAGCUGGCCCUACCCUCCACAACCACAGCAGUUCCAGUACCCUUAUGAUGCAGCUGAGGGGACUGACACUGCCACCACCACCACCACCACUGCCACCACCGCCACAACAAGGGUUAUUCAGGUGUUGCCCCAAUAUGCUUCAACCCCACAGCCCCACUCCCCCAUGACAG